CGCGCCGCCUCGAUUGACGGCCUUUGUAAAUAAAACAAGUUAUUCUUAAAUCCAAAUGAGUUUUGUUCAAAGCGUCGUAAAAAUGAAGGAGAAUGGAACAGAUUUCAUUGAAAGCAAGCUGAAAUCCACACCGAUAGCCAUGGUAGCUCCAGAAUUGAAACAUAAUGCAGACAACACAGAAAUAACGAAAACAUGCGCUGUGUUGGGGUGUGAUGAUUCCAAGAAUCUGAGUUCUGAUGAGUUUUUCGGGUUUCCUGAAGACCCAAGCUACAGGCAACUGUGGACAAACCUGACAGGUCGCAACAAUUGGACCCCAACAGACUAUUCAUACAUCUGCAUACAACAUUUCUCUGUUGACUCAUUCCAGAUAGAUGCUAACAAUCAGAUGGUAUUGGUUGAUAAGGCUGUUCCUUCAUUGAAGCUGCCUAAACAUGUUUUGGAGGUGGAGUACAUAGAAGAAGAAACUCUAGACCAUGAGGAUGAUACAGAUGUAGACGGAGACAUAACAGAAUGUGAAUCUGAUAUGGAUGUAGACCCAACACUCACAAUCAAUGGCAAACAUGUUAACAAAACACAAAUGGUUGAUGAAGGUCUUCUAAAACUCUUCACCGAAGUUCAAAUGAUGCAACGGCAGUGCAUCGGAUUAAAAGAUAAGUUAAAAUUCAACAUGAAGAUCCAUAAUCGGCAAAGCAGAUUUUUGAAUCGACUUAAUCAAAUCAUAGAUAUGAAAAAGGAAGUUCUGGAACAAAAGAAAAAGAAAAAAGCACGGAUUUUAUUGUCAUUGCAGGAUAAAAUCAGAGAAGACACUAACGGAUUAGUCAUGGCAAUGCCAACUAGACAUACGGACGAUUUGAAGAACUUUGCACUAAGUAUUUAUAAGUAUUCCCCACAAGCAUAUGUGUAUAUAAGGAACACAUUAAGGACUAUGUUACCAAGUACAGAUGUACUUGAUAAUUGGGUCACAGCAGGAUACAAUCCAAAAAAUGUGUUGACAAGCAACAAUUUAAUAAAAGUCACUGCAGAACAGACUGAUACAGAAUUAUCAUGUAAAAUAUCAUUACGCUGA
This is a messenger RNA of Hyposmocoma kahamanoa, 1066 nucleotides long. Its product is annotated as THAP domain-containing protein 1-like. Gene Ontology annotation, molecular function: sequence-specific DNA binding. The record is from RefSeq and is a predicted model, not a curated record. Lineage: Eukaryota; Metazoa; Arthropoda; Insecta; Lepidoptera; Cosmopterigidae. The transcript is spliced from 4 exons. The coding region runs from base 56 to 1066 and encodes 336 amino acids.